AUGAGCCCAGAUGCAGCGCCAGCGUCUGUGAGUAGCGGUGGCAUUUCUGCAGAAGCUGUUCAGGCCGAAGUUGCAAGACAGUUGGAAACCGCGAUGGGUGACGUCAUGCAGCGGCUCAACAUGGAAAGGAGGAGAACAGAAGAAGCAAGAGAUGAGGCCCGUCGACUACGAGAACAAUUGGAACGGCAGGAGAACCAGGUUCCAGCAAUCACAUGGGAACCCUCGAGGCUGGCAGUUCCCACGGAGCCUCCUGGGGAAGCUUAUGGUGAGCCUGGCCAAUCUGGUGGUCGCGGUGAAGGAGACGUUCUCAUCACCUUGGCUCGAGGAAUCGAGGCGCUUUUGCAGCAGAGCCAGAGUGGCCGUGGGGACAAACCAGAGACGGUGAAGCCGGGCAUCAAUGAGUUGCCAGUCCUCGCGGAGUAUCAGCCGGCUACGGGGUCAAUCGACCUCUUGAACUGGAUCACUCAUAUUGGUCCGAUAAUGGAGGAUCUUUCGGAUACCAGUCUGGCCUGGUGGGAGGCGACAAUGAACGAUGUGCUCCGAUGGUACCAGGCCUACAGUACGUCGGCACCAUUGGCGAGGUUACAGCUACGACCGCGGCCUUCAACCCCACUGAAGCCAGAAUGGGCCAGAGUGGAGAGAAGGGCAACUGCUAUGUUGCUCAGCGCAGUGCCCAAACAGGUGCGAGAAGAAGUGAUAGCUCAUGGAGAGGUCACGUCACUUACGCUGCUGUGCAAACUUUAUGCGGUGUAUCAACCUGGAAAUUUGCAAGAGAAAUCCCUGAUCCUCAAGAUGUUGGAGCAGCCGGAGGAGUGCCAAACCGCUUUGGCUGCUGUGGAGGCCCUUCGUAAGUGGAACCUUUGGCGUAGAAGAGCAGCUUCAGUUGGAAUAGCUGAACCAGAUGCCUCCAUACUUCUUCGUGGAUUGGAUCGUAUCACUGGUGCAGUGGUUCGUGGAAGCGGAGAGUUGUCCUUCAGGGUGAGUUUGAUCAGGAGUACAUUGCAGAUUGAUGUUUGUCCGAGCGCGAGCACUAUAACAUCGUUCGUGCAGCACCUCCAGGCCGAGAUGGAGCAGCAGGCUAGACUGAGCAGUGCCAAGCCGACGGCUGAUGAAUCCUCAGCUUUGAGGGCUAUGGGUCCUAUGCGAGACAAUCCCACUACAACUACACCAGCAUCCCCACCUUCAUCCACAACAACCCCUUCACCUCCAAGGCCACCUUCCAAUUUGUGCCGAUUCUUUGCCUCCGACAAAGGUUGCCGUCGGGGUAACAGCUGCAAGUACCCACAUACUUGGAGCUUGGUGGACAAGUCAACGCGACAAAAGAAGUGCCUCAACUGCGGGGCGCAAGGGCAUCGGGCUAAGGAGUGCAAGGCUCCAGGAGGAGGAUCUGCUGUCCAAAAGGGAGCCUCGAAAGGAGACUCCGUUGGGGCGAGCGAUACUGGAGCUACUUCAACCUCUACCCCCACCUCUGAGUCUUCCCGGCGGGUGAACUUUGAUGUGACGGACAUCCAGGCUAAGGUGUUCAGGGUGUUGAAUGAGUUCAAGAAUGUGCCGGUAUUUGGCCCUGUGGUGGCAUCUUUGGGAGCGUGGGGUCAUGACAAGUUGUUUGGAGCACCGACCUCACGACGAGCACUCUUGGAUUCAGGUGCCACUCAUCCGUUGAGGCAUCCGCGUGAUUGUGGAGAAUGGGACCAAGCCAAGGACGUGAGUGUGCAGCUUGCAGGAGAUUCCCGCAUACAGAUGAAACAGACGGAUUCCGGCACCCUCCUCAGCACGGACGACUUGUCACAAAUGAUAGUUCCUCUUGGGAAGGUGAUAACCACCCUUGGCUAUAGACUGAGCUGGUCAGCAACAGAGUGUCAACUGGUUGGGCCGAACGAUGAGAUCAUUCCCCUUGUGUUGAGGAAUGGAUGCCCUGAGAUAAGCGAGAAGGCCGCGUAUCAGUUGAUACAACAGCUGGAGGAGCAGCAGUUAGCUGAGCUGGAUGACACCACCCAAGCUAGCAUGAGGACAAUUACACGCUUGAAGGCGAGUUGGUGGUCUUACCUCAAGAACUACGUGCGUACUGGCGAAAAGGACCAAGCGUACAAUGCCAUCGAUAAGGCGGCCUUCUUCAACUACAAGGAUAACAUCAAAGAGCAGUUGGUGGGCAUGGAGUCCGAGUGCUCCGUGUGGGACCUUCUCAAGCAGCUGCCCGUGAACCGCCGAGCACGGAAAAGAUUGUUGAGAGCAGAGGCGUGGAUUGUGAGAUGGGAUCCGCCUACUGUUGAUCGUACACAGGACUAUGUGAAGCAGUUUUCCUACCUCGGCGACCAGGUGUAUGUCAACCUCAACAAUUUGCUGGCGACCAGUGAUUUUGGUGAUGUGUGGAAGGUUGUACAAUGGGCGGCCCUACAUGGACGGGUGGGUUCAGUUGUUACACGAGACGCACCGGGGAAGCCUAUGGACCAGCUUACAGCAGCACCUCAUCGGAGCAAGGUCCACUACCUUCACGCAUUGUCGGCGGCAGCAAGAGAAGUUAUUGGAGGAGGAGCAGUCAAUUUGUUUGUUGAGGAUCUUGACAAGGUUGAAAAAUGGAAUGAUGACGCGGGGCCAGCUGACUCCCUUUGGCCUCCGUGGACCAGGUGCAAGGAUACCCGUGAGUACCUCGAUGAGAUGGGCUUGUUGGAUGUGUCUGUUGCUCGCUUUCCAGUUGCAGGACAGAUGAGGAUAUACAAGUUGAACUCAGAAGCUGCGUGGCGCUUGCAUGUUGCCCGCAACCACCAGCCCUUCAGGAGAGACUGUUCUGUUUGUGUCAGGAACAGCGCGGCGGGACACCAGCACCGAUCCACGGCACAUCCGAUGGCGUAUAGCUUGAGCGUUGAUGUGGUGGGCCCUCUUAAGGGAUUUGGACGGUCCCCCGACGGCAAGUUUUUCAAGUACUUUGUGAUUGGCGCCUUCAGGAUUCCGAAGGUUGAAGGAGCUGAGGGUCACGGCGAAGUUCGAGGACAUCCUCUACCUCCUCUCGAAGAGGAUCUGGACGAGGACCAGAUCUCUGAAGAUGAAGAUGAGAUUGUCGAUGUGCCAGAGGGUGGUGGUGUUCCUGAGUCUGAGGUUGACAAGGAGAAGCAGCAAUGGAAUGAGUUGAUGUCAACGUUUAAGGAGCCUAUCCCUACAACAACCUUGUACUUUGCGGUGCCCGUUAACAACAAGAAAGCUGUUACCAUGCUUCCAGCUGUCCAAAGGAUCGUCGCGGAUGUGAAGGCGCUUGGCUAUCCAGUUACAAGACUCCACUCCGACAGGGGAGGAGAGUUCAGAGGCAAUUUGGUCCGAAAGUGGGCCCUGGGACAAGGAAUGUGGCCUACAACCACUUCGGGCUCUGAUUCGGCUGCCAAUGGAGUUGCUGAGUCUGGCGUUCGUUUCUUGAAGCGCAGAGCAAGGGUUUUGUUGGACUGUGCGGGGAUCAGCAAAGACCACUGGCCUACGGCGGUACAGUAUGCAGCGGCCCAGCAAAGGAGCGAGCGAUUGGGUGAAAUUCCUAUGAUGCCGGUGGCCUACGGCACUCGAGUUUAUGUCAAGACGAAGCGCUACAAGACGGGAGCGGUGGAGGACUUUGGUCAUCACUGGACCCGUGGGCGCUACGCCGGGCCAUCUACCGACAUCCGAGGUGGACACGUCAUUAUUAAGGACUCCGGCACCUUCAUCCAGACGACCCAUGUCAGGGUUACCAAGGACCCACCUCCUCUUGAGGAGGUCAUGCCGCCCGUUAUCGUGGAGCCAGAUGAAGUAGAGAUUGAUGAUGCUGAAGGUGCUUCCCAUGAACCUCCUCUACCACCUCCUGCGCUACCACCACCAGUCAAACGAGUACGAACAAAAGGCCCUGUGGCGGCGAAGCUUGAGUCCGACUAUCCCGACUAUGAGGUGUUGUAUGAAGCCCCUCUUUGCGAUGAACCGUUUGGUGAUGGUGGAGCGGAGGUUAAGUAUUUGCGCACGGGGGAGAUUCAGUAUGUUGAGGCUAUUGCUCGACAGCUAUGUGAAGGAGAUUAG
Symbiodinium necroappetens is the source of this 4026-nucleotide messenger RNA. Lineage: Eukaryota; Dinophyceae; Suessiales; Symbiodiniaceae. The record is from the annotation of a GenBank genome assembly.